Geodia barretti is the source of this 1035-nucleotide messenger RNA. The record is from the annotation of a GenBank genome assembly. Lineage: Eukaryota; Metazoa; Porifera; Demospongiae; Tetractinellida; Geodiidae.
AUGACCGACACCUCUACAGAGCACCCGUUUCUCACCGCCUGCCGCCGCGGCAAGACCCCUUACACACCGGUAUGGCUCAUGCGGCAGGCGGGACGCUACAUGCAGCAUUACCGCGACGUGAGGGCCAAGGUCAGCUUUCUCGAUCUGUGCAAGACGCCGGAUCUGGUGGCCGAGGUCACCGUGACACCGGUGGAGCGCCUCAACGUGGACGCCGCCAUCCUCUUCGCCGACAUCCUGCUCCUGCUGGAGCCCAUGGGGGUAGGCCUCGAGUACGCCACCGGCGGUCCGGUGAUUCAACGGCCGGUUAGGACGGGCGGAGACAUCGACGCGCUGCGCGAUCCGGUGCCGGAAGAGUCCCUGUCGUACGUAUACGCGGCCGUCCGCAGCACCCGCGCGGCGCUGAACGGACGCGUGCCGCUGAUCGGCUUCUGCGGCGCCCCUUUCACGCUGGCGUCCUACCUGAUCGAGGGCGGCGCCUCGCGCAACUACAUCCACACCAAGCGGCUGUACCACACCGACCCCGGCGCCUGGAACGCGCUCAUGGAACGGCUGGUGGCGUCCACCCUUUCCUAUGUCAACGCGCAGAUCGACGCCGGCAUCGACGCCUUGCAGGUGUUCGAUAGCUGGGUGGGCUGUCUGGCGCCCGACGACUAUCGCGAGUACGUGCUGCCGCACAUGCGCCGGCUGAUGGCGGGGGUGACACCCGGCGUUCCGGUCAUCCACUUCGGCACCGGCACCUGCGGUCUGCUGGAGCUGAUGCGGGAGGCGGGCAGCGACGUGAUGGGAGUGGACUGGCGCGUGGACCUCGACGAGGCCUGGAGCCGCGUGGGCCACGACAUGGCGAUCCAGGGCAACCUCGACCCCGUGGCCCUGUUCGCGCCGCCAGCGGAGAUCCGCCGGCGGGUCGGCGACAUCCUCCGGCGGGUGCAAGGCCGCCCGGGCCACAUCUUCAACCUCGGCCACGGCAUCCUCCCGGAAACCCCCGUGGACCACGUCAGAGCCAUGGUGGACGCGGUCCACGAGCUGAGUGCAUAG